AUGUUUAUGCUGCCCAAGUCUAAGAAGUACAUUAGCUGCCUGAAUCGGCACUUUGGUCUGUCCAGCUUUAAGCCACUGCAAUGGCAAAUCAUAAACGCCUUGAUAGAGCAACGCGACAGAGAUCUGUGCGCUGUGAUAGCCACUGGUUAUGGCAAGUCGUUAACCUAUCAAUAUCCCGCGUUUUAUUUAAACAAAGUGGUCUUUGUCGUAUCGCCACUGAUUGCUUUAAUGGAGGAUCAAGUAGCUGCAUUAAAUCGCAGCUCGGAGUGUGCUUGCUUGCUGGGCACAGCGCAGGAGGAUCGCGCAAUCAAGCAGCGCAUACUUGCCUUGCAGUUCAAAGUAGUGUACGCAACGCCGGAGUACAUAACACGUGGAAAUGGACUGAAGCUGUUGCGCGACUUAGGCCGCAAGCUGGCAUUGAUUGCUGUUGACGAGGCGCACUGCAUCUCCAAGUGGGGCCACGAGUUCCGACCGGCCUAUCGCCAGCUGAGCCAGCUUAGAGUCACGCUGCCCCAAGUGCCGUUGUUGGCAUUGACCGGUACAGCCACUAAGCGUGUGCGCGUGGACAUAUGCGAGCAGCUGGGCAUGCGUAAGCCACUAAUACUCAGCAGCUGUCUGGAUCGUCCCAAUCUGGAGUUGACAGUGCGCGCCAAGGGUGCACAGAUUGGCAGCGACUUGCAGCCUUAUCUUAGCUGGGCCCAGGAGGCCGCUGGUUCGGUUAUCAUCUACAACAAUACCAUACGCGAAACGGAGCACAUGGCGAAGCAGUUAAGCAAGCUUGGCUGGACCUGCCACAGCUACCAUAGCAAGCUGCCGCUUGAGCAGAAGCGACGCCAUCAGCAGGACUUUAGCUCUGAUCGCGUGCGUCUUAUUGCAGCCACAACAGCAUUUGGUCUGGGCAUUGACAAGCCCAAUGUCCGUCUUGUGCUGCACUACGGUGCACCCAGCGACAUGGAACGCUACUAUCAAGAAAUCGGACGUGCCGGUCGCGAUGGUCUGCCCGCCAAAUGUGUCCUCUUCUAUGGCGACUCAGAUGCUGCCACGCAUCAGCGUCUGCAGCAAAGUCAGCCGCUAUCAGCGCAGCGUAGCGAGGAACUGCAGACUCUGGCCAAAGCUAUGCAGACAUACAUCCAGAGCAACGAUUGUCGACGUCGCUUUAUACUCAACUACUUUGAUGAUCAAGCAACGUUGGCAGUUCUGCCCGCAUUGAGGUCCAAGUGCUGCGACAAUUGCCGCAAGGCACGACAACUGAAAAAGAGCUCACAGACGUUGCCUCCGGCUAAGCAGAUGGAUGUGAGUACUGAAGCGCGUCUGCUGCUGUGUAUGUUGCGUGAGCUGGGCGGGCGUCUGGGCCUGGGUAAGCUUAUACUAGCACUGCGUGGCUCUCGCAGCAAAAAGAUCAGCAACCAGGGUCGAGUGCACGAGCAUUUUGGAGCUGGCGCACACAGAUCAGUUGCCUGGUAUAAGCUCUUGGCUGAGCAUCUAAAAACCGAAGGUUACAUUAAAGAUGAAUAUCAAAAGAGCGCCAAGUGUGCCUUUGGCUUUAUUAUGCCACAGGUGACACUCAAGGGCUGCUGCUGGCUGGAUGAGCAGAAGCCUGAAGCUAUUAUAAUCGAACCAACUGCACGACUGGCAAAGCUGCCGCCAAAACAUUUAAAUAAACGCAGGUGCCAAACUCAGACACAGUCAGAGACGCUUGACUGGGGCUCUGAUCUGGAGUUAGAUCUAACUGAGCUGGAUGCCAUUGAAAAGGGUGAGCGACAGCAGGCAGAGCAGCAAACAAAUGCCUGUUUCUGGGGACCCGACCUUGAUGACAUUGACUUUAAGCAAAUCGAUGAGGCUGUGGCCAAGCAGGCCAACCAAACUAAAACCGUUACGUCUUCAACACAUGAUCUCGAGUUGCUGCUGGCGGAUUGCCAACAGAUUUUGCACGAAGAACAGGAGGAGACGGCUCGUACUUUAAAAGCGCGCAAACGCAUCUGGCAAUUCCUAGAAGCAAGCUAUGAGAAACGUCCUUUGAUACCAAAGUACAAAUACAAAAAGUUAUCUAAGACAGCAGUCAGAUAA
Drosophila busckii is the source of this 2067-nucleotide messenger RNA. RefSeq names its product Werner syndrome ATP-dependent helicase-like. Bases 1 to 2067 code for a protein of 688 amino acids. The record is from RefSeq and is a predicted model, not a curated record. Gene Ontology annotation, molecular function: 3'-5' DNA helicase activity; nucleic acid binding; four-way junction helicase activity. Gene Ontology annotation, cellular component: chromosome; nucleus; cytoplasm. Gene Ontology annotation, biological process: double-strand break repair via homologous recombination; DNA replication. The transcript has a single exon. Lineage: Eukaryota; Metazoa; Arthropoda; Insecta; Diptera; Drosophilidae.